Messenger RNA from Oncorhynchus gorbuscha (pink salmon), 951 nucleotides. Its product is annotated as tripartite motif-containing protein 65-like. Gene Ontology annotation, molecular function: zinc ion binding. The transcript is spliced from 4 exons. The record is from RefSeq and is a predicted model, not a curated record. Lineage: Eukaryota; Metazoa; Chordata; Actinopteri; Salmoniformes; Salmonidae. The coding region runs from base 1 to 951 and encodes 316 amino acids.
AUGGCAGUGUCUGGUGUAUCAGUCAGGAAGGACCACCUCAGCUGUCCACUCUGUCAGGAGGUGCUCAGGACUCCUGCUGCUAUUCCAUGUGGGCACACCUUCUGCAGUCUCUGCAUCAAGGACUUCUGGGACAAUGAAGAAAAGCAUGAUCGUUUCUGCAGCUGCCCUGAAUGCCAAUAUACCUUUCACCCGAGGCCUAACCUGAUCAAGAACAUUGCUCUGGCUGAAAUGGUGGAAGCCAUGGAGAAGUCCAGGUGUAGAAAUAAUGCGGGUUCCGUAGGUAAGCACAGACUUGCUGCAGCCUGCCAUCAGGCAGGGCCAUCAUCCAGUCAGACUCAGGAAAAGGCCAGACCCAUGAAGAGUCCCCAAACCCCUACAGUCUCAGAGGCACUGAAGAGCAGAGUAUGUCCCACACAUGACAGACUGCUGGAGGUUUACUGCUGCGAUGAUGAUCAAUGCAUCUGCCUUCUGUGCGCCCUGGUUGAGCACAAAGCACACUCCACUUUGUUCGUGAAUGAGGGAUGGAGCAGGAAACAGAAACAGCUCCAGGACCUUAAGAAGGAAUCAAAAAGAAUGAUCAAAAAGAGAGAAAAGGAGCAGAAGGACCUGACAGAGAGCAUACAGAGGAUUAAGGAAGGUAGUAGGGCUGCUGAAGAGCACUGCGAGGGCGUCCUCGCUGGGCUGAUUGACUCCCUCCAGAGGCACUACUCCACCACAGUCAGAGAGCUGAUCAGGGCCCAGGAGACAGCUGUAGUGGCUCAGGCUGAGAGCUCCCUGUGUAACCUGGAGACAGACAUUGCUGAGCUGAAGAAGAAAGACACUGAGCUGGAGGAGCUGUCACAGACAGAUGAUGAUAUCCACUUCCUCCAGAGGGCAGUGUCAUGUCCCUUAUACAGCAGGAGGACACGAGACGAGGUCAUUAGCCCAAUAGAUACUGCUUUACGCUUUUAG